AUUUAAGGCAUUAAAUUGCAUCGGCUCUAUAUUCGGAGCCAACGAAAUGGCAGGGUUGAUCUCAUUUAUUGAACCACUCAGAUAUCGGUCAGAGUUUGUUCGGAACAGAUGCAAUUACAGGAAUAUAUGUGCCUAUUUGUGGAAAAACGAAACUCGCAGAGAAUGGCGUAUACAGCAGAGCUGACUCAGUGCCACAUAUGCUUGGAACAGUUUCAAAAGCCCCGGGCCCUCCCUUGCGUACAUACGUUCUGUCAUCUCUGUCUGCAAGAGUAUAUUAACGCGUGCCACUCAAGAGCGCACGUUAUCUCCACCGUUCGGGCACCAUCCUCGGCCACUGUUCGGGCACCACCCUCCACCACCGUUCGGACACCAUCCUCCGCCACCGCACGACCACCACCGGUCACCACCACCAUCGGAACAUCAUCAUCAGCGGUUCAGGCGCCCGCAUUCGCCGCCUCAUCACGGCCACCACCACGGACAUCCGGGUCACCACCGCGGACAUCGACAUGGACACCCAGGACCGGGCUGGGGUGGAUGCAGAGGCGGCAGAUCUUAAUACUGUGAAUACGGAUUUGAUGGUAAGACAUACUGUGUGCUGAGCAUAACUUGAUGUCAAUCAUGUGAUGUUUGCAUCAAGUCAAAGCGGCUCUUAACAAUAUAAAUCUGCGUAAACGUUACAAUGGACUAUUCUUCGAACGUUUGUAUUUUAAGGAACAUGUACUUAUGAUAAUCAUAUUUUCACCGGUGUUAACUUGAUUCAAAGGGAAUUUGUCUUCAAAGAAAAAGGUAACCUGUGUACAGUAAUUUUAAUGUGAAGUGUGAACAGUUUCUCCGUGGCGAGUUUUUUUAAUAAAAAAUAUUAAACGAAAUAUGCUUGAAAAACAAACAUAGAUUUGGUAUCGAACUCACGACAUGAAUGUAUAAAGUAAAAUUGAAAAUAGUUUGACUAUCCCCAUUAUUCUGAUUUUUUUAAAGGUGUUUUAGUGUAUUCAAUAUAAUUACUGUUUUGAAUUCAAAAUGUAAACACUAAAAGGGUCGGUAGUUAUUCUGGUCACAAAAAUGUUCACGCAAUUACUGGCUGAACGUAGAUUAUGAAUGUGAUAAUUUACUAAUAGAUAAUAUUUUGCCUGAAAUCUCACUAACAUUUGAGAAUAAUCAAUCUUAAUAUUCAACACUCCAGCUCCCGAGAACUUGAAAUAUUCCCGUCGUGUUUAUUUGUCAUGGAGUUAUGUGUAGGCAAAAAUAGUAAAAUGUUCUAUCUUAGUUUUCGCGCGAGAUAAUAUAAUCGGAAAUUGUUUUCAGUUAAAGCUAUAUGCAGUGGCAUCUCUACAUUAAAGUUCUUUUGGAGGCACUUACAUUGUAAUAUAAAACAAUGCAGAUCAAAGGACAGUUAUAUCCCCCGGAGUGAUCCUUUCAUGUGUGUGACUGCUUCAUUUCAUUAAUGUGAUACACAUUUGAGGCAAGUUUCGUGAAAAAGCAUUAAGGUGCACAUGAAAUAUAGAACGGUCUUAAACAUUCAGCCUUCAAGUAUAAACUUGACAUUGAUAGAGUUGAGCCUGCCUGGCUUAUUCGUAAUUUAUGGCUUUUGCAUAUACUCCCUAUGAGAACUAUAGUUGAGCCAAGUUUAAUGAGAAUCGUUCAAGGGUAUAAGGUCUUGGGAUUGUACACGAAGAUGGGGGCAAAAAUGUUAACCUUACUGUUACCUUGUCCUUGUGCUGACUUGAAAUCCCCAUUCUUCUGCAAAUCUCAAAUGACCUAACGGUGUGAGCCAUGUUUCUCAAAAGGAUAUUCAUUUUCAUUAAAACAAAUACUGCAUGUUUAGAGGGUGUGUGUGUAAAUGUUAUACUAUAAAGACUUCUUUGAAUAAGAAGGUUACCCUUGUACUCUACAUGGUGCAUGGUGCAUUGAAAGUGUUAUAAAUCCAGUUUUGCUUAAAUAAUACAACAAUAAUGGUCUUUGCCCAAUGUUUAGUGAUGAAAUAUUGGAAAAUAUCAAGGAGUGGUGUAUUGUGCACUUUAGACAUCAUUUUGUAACAAAUCUUAAUCUUGAUGUCACAUGUGUAUAUUAACAUUGUUUUAGAAGUUAAUGAUAUAUGUAUGAAACCUACUCGUUAAUGUUCUCCGGAAUGGUACACGACAAAAUAAAAGUUUGUUCGUUU
Dreissena polymorpha is the source of this 2158-nucleotide messenger RNA. RefSeq names its product E3 ubiquitin-protein ligase SH3RF1-like. The record is from RefSeq and is a predicted model, not a curated record. Bases 109 to 564 code for a protein of 151 amino acids. Lineage: Eukaryota; Metazoa; Mollusca; Bivalvia; Myida; Dreissenidae. The transcript has 3 exons.